Neurospora crassa OR74A is the source of this 1747-nucleotide messenger RNA. RefSeq names its product phosphatidylinositol transfer protein sfh-5. The transcript is spliced from 2 exons. NCBI's taxonomy places the organism in Eukaryota, Fungi, Ascomycota, Sordariomycetes, Sordariales, Sordariaceae. Gene Ontology annotation, cellular component: cortical endoplasmic reticulum; plasma membrane; cytosol. The record is from RefSeq and is a predicted model, not a curated record. Gene Ontology annotation, molecular function: phosphatidylinositol transfer activity. Gene Ontology annotation, biological process: Golgi to plasma membrane protein transport; regulation of exocytosis. The coding region runs from base 312 to 1403 and encodes 363 amino acids.
CCUAGAGGUGAUCAACAACCGCCGCGUAGCCCCCCAACCCCCCACGUGAAGCACGUUUUCCCUCCAUGUUGAGGUUGCUGCUUACCUUAUCUCCUGUUUCGUCCAACGAUAAGUAACCCCCAAUCUUUCCCCUUCAAACAUCAUUCAUCAAACGGAAGCACACAAACUUCAAGUGAUUACGCCACGAACUUUGGCGCGCUCUCGAGUCUCCGGCUCGCCCUCAUCACCUCUCAAUAUCAAAAGAGGUUCUGGCCAGCUCGUUAUUCAACAAUAGCUCGACGUCAUCGGUCUCCAUCUCAUCCACAAUCACGAUGAGUACCCAACCCUCGGACAGUGCGGAGCCAGGAGCCGCUCCGGCUGCCGUCAGCACUUACGCCGGCGUCGAGAAUACACCAACGGUCCCCGGAUCCGAACCAGAUGCUGCUAAACACGCCGAAGAGGAACCGAAAGUAGUCAAUCCCACUGAACCCCAGCCGACAGCACCAGUCGACAACGAGCCCAAACCCGCCGCUGCCCCCGCUCAAGAGGCCGACUCUCCCGCCGAUAUCAAGGACUCGGUGUCAACAACAGCGGGUGAGCUUUCUCCCCUCGCCCAGCUGUGGAAGGCCGCCGAGGGCCAUGCCCAUUUCGAGAUUUGGGGCGUCCCCCUCUCGGACCCCGAGAGACACAUCCCGACCCAGAUCAUUUUCCAGAAAUUCCUGAAUGCCAACGAGGGACAAGUCGAAAAGGCCAAGGAUCAGCUGCUCAAGACGCUCGACUGGCGCCAAAAGACACAGCCUCAGCAGCUGCUCCGGAAGAUGUUUUCCAAGGCCAAGUUUGAUGGUCUGGGCUACGUCACCACCUACACAGCCGGCGACGAGCCUGCUGUUGACGAGCCCGAGCAAAAGGAGGUUUUCACUUGGAACCUCUACGGCAGUGUCAAGUCUCUUGACGAGACCUUUGGCAACCUUCAAGAGUUUGUGGAGUGGCGUGUUGCCCUCAUGGAGCUUGGUCUUAUGGAAAUCAACAUUGGGGGGGCCAUCAAGCCCAUCACGGCCGACUACGACCCCUACAAGAUGACUCAGGUUCAUGACUACAAGGGCAUCAGUUUCUUGCGUCAAACCGACGUGGCCAAGGCGGCCAGCAAAGAGUGUAUCAAGGUGUUGGGCGACAACUACCCCGAGCUGCUCAAGGAAAAGUUCUUCCUUAACAUCCCUGCCAUCAUGGGCUUCUUCUACGGCCUCAUGAAGAUGUUUGUCUCCAAGAAGACGUUGAAUAAGUUCCAUCCCAUGUCUAGCGGCACAAACCUUGCAAAGGAAUUUGUCAACACCAAGGUUGACGGGUUGGGCGACAAGCUCCCUGCUGAGUACGGUGGCAAGGGCGCGGACUUGAAGACACUGGGCAAAGCACCUAUUGUCACGUAAGGUCCCGUUAUAAAGGUAAUGCGGCGACCAAGAAUGUUUGAUGAUGAACGUGUUGCUGGUCUGGGCAAAACGUAUGAAGCGAAAAGAGGGAGGGAAAAGUCUGUGACAUGUCCGACCAUGCUGCUUGUCUUCGUUACUAAUGUUUCACGCUUUACUGCCUAUCUUAUAGGCAUCUUUUCUUUCUCUUACUAGAACUAAUGGCGACAUCUCACUAAUACCGGCAGUAUGGGCCCAAAAACCGUUUUAGCAGCGUAGGUAGAGAUUUCAAAACAGGUCAAAGAGGCCUUUGUUUCCGAACCUGGGGCGGUCACACCAACACAAAUUUCCAUGUCUUCUCAACCAAG